Molecule: messenger RNA, 6910 nt
Organism: Limulus polyphemus (Atlantic horseshoe crab)
Lineage: Eukaryota; Metazoa; Arthropoda; Merostomata; Xiphosura; Limulidae
Product: actin-binding LIM protein 3-like
Exons: 17
Biological process (GO): lamellipodium assembly; cytoskeleton organization
Cellular component (GO): actin cytoskeleton
Molecular function (GO): actin filament binding
Source: RefSeq, a predicted model, not a curated record
GGAAAGUAACAUGUGAAGCAUGCAGGAAGAAAUGUAUAGGUAACGCUCUACGAGUUCAGGAGAAGUAUUUUCACGUUGACUGUUUUAAAUGCACUGUUUGCUCAACAUCUUUGGCAUCUGGUGGGUUUUUCUUCAAGGCUGGUUGCUAUUACUGUACUGCCGACUACCAGAAAAAGUUUGGAACUAAAUGUGCAGCAUGUGGAGACUAUGUUGAAGGAGAAGUUGUAUCAGCACUUGGGAAUACAUAUCAUCAAAGAUGUUUUGUGUGUGCCAGAUGCCGGAAAGUUUUUCCAACUGGAGAAAAAGUUACCUAUACAGGAAAAGAAUGCUUAUGUUCAAAAUGCAUCCAGAUACCUAUUGUAUUGUCCAAGACAGAAGAACAGACAUCACUAGUCACUGAACAAAGAUGUGCAGCAUGUAAGGAGGAAUUAACUGAGGGACAAGCUUUGAUUGCUUUGGACAAACAGUGGCACAUCUGGUGUUUCAAGUGUGCCUCAUGUGGUGAUGUCCUUCAUGGAGAAUAUAUGGGAAGAGAUGGACUCCCAUACUGUGAAAGAGACUACCAGAAAUUGUUUGGUGUCACAUGUGCUCACUGUGAUAGAUACAUAGUAGGAAAAGUAUUACAGGCUGGAGAUAGUCAUCACUUUCAUCCAACAUGUGCUCGCUGCACCAAAUGUGGAGAUCCUUUUGGAGAUGGAGAAGAAAUGUACAUGCAAGGAGGAGCAAUUUGGCAUCCUCGUUGUGGACCAGCUCCAAAUGGUCAAGAAGAGGAAAGACCAGAAGAAGCUGUAUCUAAUGGACAUGGACAGAUAAUGCAGAUUGCCAGGGCCAGUCCUCGAAGUUUAGAGAGAGAGCCAAUCAUCACAGACCCUAGCCGAGUUUACACGUACAGCUACCUGACUGCAGAACCAACACAGGGAUAUCUGCGCCGACCAAUUCAACCUUAUCCGCCCAAAUCCCCUCAGUUUCACAGGCCUCCAGAAGGUUCAGGACGACCACGGAUUGGAAGUCGAGGGCAGCAUUCAAAACAAGGAAUGACAGCUCUUGUGGAGUCUAUCCAAGCCAACGUUCCUCGACCCCGAUCACCACACAUGAACAAUGAGGAGCCAAUAGAGUUGUCCCAUUAUCCUGGGGCUCAGCGACCCAAUCCAUCUGAAGUACCCAAGAUUGAGCGGGAUGACUUUCCAGCACCACCCUUUCCAUAUACUGAUCCAGUACAGAAAGUGCAGCAAAGGAGCCUCAUCAGUCUGAUGAGAGCAACAGUCAUGACCAGAAUGGAGUAUGGAAUCCACUUGUGUGCAUGUGCAGCAAAGUCAGCAAUGACCAAGUUACAAAGGCCAGGGGACCUAGCUUUAGGAAAACUGUCAAAAACCCAGAGUUCUGAAUUUAGCAGUGGAAAGUCAGAUAUAUCAACAGUCUCAGAACAAGAUAGGCCAUUUUUGAAUCACAGUACCAGUGGGGGAUUUUGCUCUACUCCCUAUUCUGAUGGUUUUGCUGGAUUUCGACAUCCUUCAUACAGUCCUCACAUGCGAUGUUCAAUGCCGAACGUAAAUCUUCACCUGUCUAAUGAGCCACCUAGGCUUUAUCCUUAUCAUUUGUUAAUCAUAUCCAACUAUCGUCUCCCUCCUGAUGUAGAUCGAUGCCACUUAGAGCGUCAUCUAUCCAAUGAAGAGUUUCAGCAUAUCUUCCACAUGGCUCGUCUUCAAUUCUACCGCUUGCCAGAGUGGCGGAGGAAUGAGUUAAAGCGGCGAGUCAAACUGUAUUAGGGAUCAAGGCUUAUGAUUAGCAGAUUCUCUCUUAGAGCUAUCAAAAAAAAAAAAGGUGAAGCCAGGAUAUGAUUAAUCAAACUCUUGAUUACCAGUCAUCGUAGAUUUGUUCUGUUGUAGUUUCAUGCUGUCAAACAAGUGAAAAAUAGAAGUCGUUUUCUGCUCUAGGGCGAAGAUAGUUAUUGAGAAGAGGCUUUUAACUGAAGGCAGGCCUUUUGUUCUUUUUAUAAAAACAUUGUAGUUUAGGCCUAUUGUUGUUUAGUAUGUAGUACCUGGAUGUUCCUAAGUGUUACUAGCUAAUUUGUUUUAAAACUAAAAGUUUCCUUAUUUACUUCUUCAUUAUGUACUAUACAUUUUACACAGAUAUUUGAAGUAUUUGUUAUUUAAGAAUUUUUCAUGUUAACCAAUAAGUACUUUGAGGAAAAAAACUUAAUGUGAAAUUCUUAAUUGUACUGGAAAUAGAUUAUACAUUUUUCUACCCAGGAAUUAUUAUUAUUUGUUAAGUAUUAUAACCUACAACACUUUUAUUAGAAUAAGAUAUUUAUUCUGGGAUAUAUUCUAUUAAUGAAAUUUUUUUUUUUUCUUUGUGAUUAAAGUGUUCCAAAUCUCUACUGGCAUUACUUUAAUUGUUGGUAAAAUAAUAGAUUGAACUGUAUAUUUAAGCCAUUAAGAUGCUUUUGUCAUUAUAUGAGUAUUUAUUUUUAUUGGCAGACAUAUUAUGUACUACUGUCUUAAAGAUAAAAGUCUUAACUGUUUCAUGUAGUGGAAUAUAAAAUGUGUUAAAUGAAUAACAAUAGUUGUCAUAAAGCAGUGUUUCUGCAAAUAUUGUAAUGAAUUCAUGAAGGACAUUUAAAACCUGUCUUCCUCACAUAUAAUGAACUUAAGAGUCAUUUAUUCAGUCAGUUUUUAUGACAUCUAUCUCACAGCUUGCUCUGAUGGUCCUUUAACUUUUUACUUAAAUAAGCCUAUUUUGUUAUAUUGUGUCCUAUACGUUCUUUUUAUCUCUCCUUAUUUUAUUUAUUGUAUUAUGAUAAAACUCAUUUUCUUGUGGAAUGAUACAAAAUUAGAUAAUUACAAAAUAUAUUCACUUUUUUGAACAUGUGUGUUUUAGUCUUAAGUAAAAAAUUCAUCGUGAGUCAAUGUUAUAGCCCAUUUGGUGUCACUACUGUUUGUGCAGAAACUUUUUCAUUUGAAACAUAUAAGUUGUACUAAGUUACCACAAGUAAUUAAUGGAUGAAUUUAUUUACUUAAAUCGUCUUUUUUCAGUCAUGUUAAUUGAAGAUAAGAAAUUUUACCAAUAAAGCUUCAUUAUUAUUGUUAUAUAUAUAUAAUAAUAAUGAAGCUUUAUUGGUAAAAUAUAUAUAUAUAUAUUUUUUGGUAGGGAAUUUCUGUCUUGUAUCAUGUGGCUUACUGCUGAUGUAGCAGCUUUAUUUUGAAGGGGUGUGUUCUUUACAGUACAACUUAAAUUUCAUUAUGUGGGUGAUUCACAACAGAAAUAUUGAAUAAUGUACUUCCAAAAAGCUGAUACAAUUUAAGUAAUCAUUUAUCAAGUUUUAUUUAUUAACAUUAUAUUUUAGAUAGUGCAUAUAUCCAUGAUUAGGUAAUGAUAAAUUUGAAAAAUAUAUUUUGUACGAUAUUUUAAAAAAUUCAUUACGUAUAUAUAAGAUUUUGUGGAGCAUAUAAUAAGAGUACUUGCCACCAGGUGCAUCAAAAAAAAGGUUUCAACUCAGGUAUAAGACAACUUUAACAAUGUUGAAUUAUACAGUGUCAAAUUUAGAACAUCAUUCCCAUACAGCUGGCUUAAUAAUACUUCCAUUUUGUCGCACAAUUUCAGUAAACGGGAAUAAAAAGUAUAUAUGUGUGGGUGUGCAUAUAUAAUUUAUUGGAAACACAACCUUAUUUAUUUAAGUAGUUAAUUAAACAUUUAAAACCAUAGUUGAUUUUAUUUUUUUUGAAGUGGCACCACAUUUUUUAUCUGAUCAUGAUCAGGGCUGAUGAGAGGGAGUGGGGGGCAGCUGCCUUGGGACCCAAGGCCUGUUGAGGGGCCUGGCAGUGGGAUAUUCCAAAGCUCACUAGAAAUGCAUACUGAUUAUUGAGCUCAAAUUGCUACUGCUUUUUCAUGUAUUCGUGAAGAAAUGUGUCACCUAAAUUUAUUUUAUGAAAAAUCAGCGAAACUUAAUAAACAGAAUGAAAGGGGGCCCGAUGAUAUUACUGACCCCGGAGUCUGGGCUGGCUCUCGACGCCCCUGCUCAUGACCCAUAAUUUGGUGCUACUUAUAACUGCCGCUUCUCUUCUAUUUUAAUGCUCCCUGGUGGAUGAAUGGUAAGCUUGAGGGUCUGUAAUGCUAAAAAUUCAGGUUCGAUCCCAGCAUGGGAAUAGCGUAAAUCAGGUCUGCUACACCGUAUGUGCCAUGUUAUUGAGGUUUUAACACGGUGCAAAUUUAUAUGACUAUAUCGUUCGUUUUGAUUUACCUUUAUUUUGUUGAAUAAAAAAACGUUGUUGUUGGCAUGAUGAAAACAUUUUGUUCACAUCAGUCUCAUCUAAGAAGUUCUUUUCUUUUCUUUUGAUAUUUCUCAAUUCCAGGUAUAGCAUGCUUUACAAUAUUAUUUAUACAAAUUGAAUAAUAUUUAUUACUGAACCACACUUGCUUGUAUUUUAACACCCUGACCCUUUAUCCUUGAUACGAAUAAAUUCAAAGAAUAAGACAAUCGGGGAUUGCAAGUCCCCACUUGUAUAUGUUUUAUGUCAUGUGUCAAACGUUUUACUGGUAUAUUGUGUACCUGUGUCCAAGAGUACGCGACAACUAAUUCGGUUAGUUUAAAACAAGAGCGAAAACCGUUUCGGUGAAACGUAACUGUUCACAGAGUUAACAAUCUAAACUCGUUUUAUGGAAGAAAAAUAGAGAUCGCACGUUGUUCCCAAAAUUGAUAGUCAUGGUGUCGGGUUUCACUGUUGUUAAUACUUUAUUAUCAUCUUUCUAAAAAAAUACCCAUAAAACUAUAAUAUUAUUAAGAGAAGAUAAAGGAAAAGCGUAUAAUCAAACUUACUGUAAGUGUAUUAUGAAAUUCAAUCUCGAAGCAAAGGUUUGUAAGAUAAAUAUGUCAUGCAUAUUGCUAACUUUAGUUACAACAGUACCCCUUUCUCCAAGUGGUUUUUCUACCUCGAACAGACGCCGCUGUAAUAAAAUCUUUACACGCAAUGCAUUCUGGGUUCUCAAAACGUACUUUUUUUUCUUCUUUUUUUUUUGCUAGAACGUUACAUGUGGUCGCUGUUCAUACAUAAAUCAGUUUCGAAAUAAUUUUCGAUCCGCUUUCAGCUGUAGUCUUAACACAUGUUAUGGUGAGGUUUGAUUUCUGAUACUUUGAACAUAAAAAAAAGUAUGAUUCAAAAAUGUAAGAUCUUCAUCGUGGUUUAAUAUUUUAAUUACGUAUAUAAAUGAAAAUUUACUUUUUUUUGCAGUUGUAUUAAUUUACACUUAAUUUGAAUAUCUCACAAACACAAAUUGAGGUUUGAGAGCCGCUUUAUAAUCUACAAAUAACCUAACCAGUUCCGAUACGAACGUGGUUGGUAUUAAAAAUGCCCAUCUUUUUUUUCUUCGAUGACCCAAUAUUUGUUCAAAUUUUUACAACUUAAAAUGGAGAAGCUGACUACAUAUACUCAUAGAAAUAAAGGGUAGUUUAUUUGUUAUCCAAGAAAUUGUUACGGAAAACACGAUGCUACUCUCGCUGUGAUGGUCCUGAGAGCCAAAAAACAACAACAACAAAAAAAAACUUGAUGUGCUGCAACGUUUCAGUGCUUAAACUUCUUUGGUGUAAGCUAUUUUUCUGUGAGUUUCGAAUAAAUGUUUAAAGUGAAUUUUUACCUACACAUAUGAGAGAGAGAGAGAGAAAGCAUCUUUUUCGUCCUAUUUCACUGCGGUUAGUUGAACGGUUAAACUUGUAGAGAGUAGACAUUUUGUAACGUAAGUGUGGCUGGAAGCUUUACCUUGGUAGUAGUGGAUCUCUACACACCAGACUUAACGCGAUUUUACCUAAGUCCUAGGGCGAUACGAUAUUUUCUCAACAAAAUUGCAAAUCAUACCAGUGGCGAUUCACUUGCGAUGCGACAGCUUGGAAAACUGCCAGGUGCUUGACAAAUUGCUGACGUACAUUUAAAAUGGCUGACACACAUAAGGGGAAGAGCGUUUUGCAGUAGCUAAAGCUGAAUAUACAUACCAGCCAAACCCAAUUUCUUUGAAAUGGACUUCCAUAUAAUUUCUUUUACUUUAGUUCAAUGUUUUUGUCAUUUAGCUCUGGGUAUUUUUGUAUUUUCUAAUACUAUUUCAACCAUGUGGACCACGUGCAUUAAAGCUAUCCUCCCCAAGUUGUUGCGCCAAGAAUCGCAAAAAUUAGGGUUCAGUUCUUUUUCGCAUCGUGCCAUUAUCGCCCUGACAGCGCCCCCAUGUUACUCGUCUGUUGUUUCCCGUUUUGUGUGAGAGGUACUUAUCAAAAGUAUAAGAUGUUUUUUUCGCAUCGCAUCAGAUGUGUAUACCUAGAUGAAUCUUAGAAUAAAAAAUGCGGAACUGACGAAAUCUUUUGUACCAAACUUUCUUUAAAAAAUUACCUCUGUCCAUUGAGAGAACUUCAAAUUAGUUAAAUGUGUAAAAAAAAUAAAAUGAAUAAUAUAUCUGGAAAUUUCUAAUAAUAAAUAAGUAAUAAAAUUUUUCUGAAGAUAUUUACACAAGCUGUAAUACGAAUAAAUUAACAAUUACGAAUGUUAUUAAUGAUCAUUUAAUAAAAAACGGCCUAGUUAAAUUUGUAUGCAUAUAGGCGUAAUAUAACUUUAAGUAUAGUUGACAUAUUUUGCCAGGAAAAUUUUUAUGACGUAUUUAAUUUUUUUUAAUGGUAAGAUUGGCUUUUAAGGCCUACAGAUAUUUCACAAGAAGCUUCAUAAGAAGUUUUGUAAUUGUUUACGAUAUUUGUCAUACUUACAAUUACUAGUCGUUCUUGCUAACUAGAGAUUGCAGUGUGAUUGAAUAAUUAAAGUUUUUGUUUGCUGUUUGAUGCUUUUGAAAUACUUUUGGUCUUCUAGUGAACCUUCUCGAUUUCACUUUUGAAGAAAAAAACGACAUAAGCAAGUUUGUAUUUGUUCGUUUAUUUGUUUGU